ACUGAGCAGACAGUCCACAGACUCGCAGAGACAAACCGAGGACACAGCAGCAGACACCGCUGUCUCUCUCUCUGGAUAUAUUAUACACCUCACAUCAAACCGCUCGGAUGUGCAAUAUGACUUUUGAGGAAACUAGUGGAGAUAAUUCAUCAGAGAGGAUGGAAUCGGUGGCUACAGCGUUAGAGGAGGUCCUGAGCUCUGCACUGCCUCAGGGUUGCACCACAGUUGGAGUCUACGAGGCUGCAAAGUCCCUAAAUGCGGAUCCAGACAACGUGGUGUUGUGUCUGCUGGCCACAGAUGACGAGGAGGACGUUGCUCUCCAGAUUCAUUUCACCUUGAUCCAGGCGUUCUGCUGCGAGAAUGACAUCAACAUCCUGCGUGUGAGCAACAUGAGGCGUCUGGCAGAAAUCCUCGGCGGGGUGAAACCUGGAGGGGAGCCCAUGGACCUGCACUGCGUUCUAGUUACAAACCCCCAGUCGUCACUGUGGAACGACCCGGCGCUGAGCAAGGUGACCAGAUUCUGCAGAGAGAGUCGCUGUUUGGAUCAGUGGGUGCCCGUCAUCAACCUGCCCGACCGAUGAAACCGCUUGGAAUAUUAAUGUAUUGUGUGCAUUUGGGGAAAGUAACUGCACAAGGCCUGUGUUAAUGUCUGUGUUGGACUCCUUUGGAAAGCGCCCCAGAGAGAGAUAAAGACGGGAGGGGCUGGAAAAAAAUAAAAAAAGAAACACGAGGAAGUGAAACGUUCCAACGAAUUUACCAGGUCAGCGUGAACCCGUGGGCCAAGGAAGAGUGACUCAGCAGUCUGGGUUCCAGGAUUUCCAGUGUGUGACUGCGCCUUUUCUCUGCAGAGAAAGAAGCCUUUACAGGAAACUGAACCAUGUGAGCGGACAAGCACACGUGGUGGUGAGCACAAGCACAGGACUUUGGGGGGAAAAAGCAGACAGAGAGCUUCAGUUUGACUCCCAAAAUGCCGGAGUGGACCGGUCAGAGCUCUCAGCUGGAAGAAUUCCUCAUGAAAAUUCGACCAAAUCGGAACAUUUCUUUCACAGCACAUUUAUUUAAUAGUAUUUAAGACUUGUCACUUUGAUAACGCAAAAGGGAAAAUUUUCACAGUUUAUUAUUAUUAUUAUUAUAAUAAUUUAAAGGGCAAUGCAAUGUUUCGACUUGUCCACUAACUGAUGUUUUUAUGUGUUAUUAAGUUAAAGAAAUAUAUUUAUUGUGCAUAGUUCAUGGCAUUCUGGAUUGUUAAGUUGAAUGAAAUAAACAACCAACAGUUUA
This is a messenger RNA of Plectropomus leopardus (leopard coralgrouper), 1278 nucleotides long. RefSeq names its product growth arrest and DNA-damage-inducible, alpha, b (gene gadd45ab). NCBI's taxonomy places the organism in Eukaryota, Metazoa, Chordata, Actinopteri, Perciformes, Serranidae. The record is from RefSeq and is a predicted model, not a curated record. Gene Ontology annotation, biological process: regulation of cell cycle. Gene Ontology annotation, cellular component: cytoplasm; nucleus.